Mercenaria mercenaria is the source of this 8605-nucleotide messenger RNA. RefSeq lists its product as uncharacterized. Gene Ontology annotation, cellular component: nucleoplasm. Lineage: Eukaryota; Metazoa; Mollusca; Bivalvia; Venerida; Veneridae. Bases 73 to 6141 code for a protein of 2022 amino acids. Gene Ontology annotation, molecular function: zinc ion binding; nucleic acid binding. The transcript has 7 exons. Gene Ontology annotation, biological process: negative regulation of DNA-templated transcription; positive regulation of DNA-templated transcription. The record is from RefSeq and is a predicted model, not a curated record.
UAAACUGUCAGAAAAAGAGGAUGAAAAUUACACAAAAUUUGUUCAGAAAAAUGCUUUAAUUUCCUAAAUAGAAUGGUCUUCAUAAGCCGUGGACGCGGUAGAGGAGGAAACAGAGGCCGUGGUCGAGGUGUUGGAGAAGUUUCAUUUGAAUCUCGAAGCGCACAUGGCCAUCCAGUUGGACGGGAUUCGAGACAGGCACCUGAAUCCUUGCGUAUUACUGUUGGAAAUGACCAGUUCAGAGACAGAAAUGAUGGCAACAUCAGUGGUAGACUGAGCCCUUCUGUAAGUCAAAGACUGGGACCUCCAAAGGAAAGUUAUGAUCAUGGGCAAGAGGCAGGUUAUAGAAGAGAAGAUGAAAUGUAUAGACAUGAGGCAGAUUUGUAUGGACGCCCAGAGAAAGAUAGAUUUGAACAGGAAAGAGAGCAUGAUAGGCGAGAUUCUUACAGCAGAGACCCAUAUGCUAGACCGGAAGAAAGAGAAUAUGGGGACAGGCGAGGUCUAGGAGGUGGGGGUUAUGAACAGCCUCCUGCAGAUUAUCGCCCUCAGCCCUCACAGCCUUUGUUCCCAUCAGCUUCAAGGCCCUCUCCACAAAGAGGCUAUCCACCACCUCAGCCAGCAGCACCUUCCCCAGCUCAGACUAGUACAUCUUCAAGACCACUAAAAUCUAUUCUAAAGAAAAAACCGGAUCCAGUUCCAGAAGAAAAACUGCCAGGAAAACCGUCGGGACUUCCUGGUAUAGCCAACUAUAUGGAUGAUAUAGAAGAUGAAGACAAGUUCCUUUAUGGUGGUGAUGAUGAUAGAAGGAAUAGUGGUGAAAGAGACAGAAGAGAAAGUGGGCAGUAUAGGCAACAGCCACAUGGGGUUCCAAUUGAAGAUAUGAGAGCUACAAAUAUAAGAUCUGCUGCUCAGUCAUGGCAGCCUUCAGCCCCAGAGAAAACUGUAUCAGGUGUCAUAUCAGAUUUUGUUAACGCUCAGCGUGAAUAUGUGGACAGUUCGAAGCCUCAGCAAUAUGGAGGUGGAGAUCCCUACCAUUCACAGCCAGUGCAGUCUGCAGGUCCAGUCGCAGAUAGUGGUGGAAAUGAUUUAUGGAGUAUGCUUGCUAAAAGUGUUCAGACAGUUCAGCAGCAACAGCCCCAACCAAACCAGUUUGAACCCCAACUAGGAAGUUACCAGCCUCCAUUUAGUGCACAGACUGCUCAGCCAUCUUACCCUGCACAGCCUGUACAAGAGGCCCAAGAGCCUGCAGCAGCGCAUGAUCCUACUAUAGAAAACAUCUUGAAAUCCAUAGGUUUUGACUUCGAAAUGUCUAAAAGAAUGCAAGAAAAAGCCAAACAAACUAGUGGAGAAGUUGUACCACAAGCUGCCAAACCUGGAGAUCCAAAGUUCAUUAAUCAAACUGCUUCUUUCAUUGGAAGUCAAAUGUCCCAUGAAGAAAUGGUAUCUACGCUCGGAGCUCUUCAGCGUGAAAGAGAGGCCCAAGCCAGCAUUGUUGAAAGACAGUCUGAAUUGAACCGGGAUAACUAUAGGGAAAGGGAAAGAGACAUGUUUAAUGAAAGAGAUAUGAGAGGCAGUAGUGAGGCUUCCAGAGGGAGAAUAAACAGUCCUCCAAGGAGAAUGAGCUCUCCACCCCGAAGAAUAGACUCUCCACCAAGAAGGAUGAAUUCUCCACCAAGGAGAAUGAACUCUCCACAAAGGAGAAUGAACUCUCCACCAAGGAGAUUGAGCAGUCCUCCAAGGGGGCAGUCACCAGAGAAACUCCAAAGGGGGUGUUCACCUGUUAGCGCUGAGGGGUCGCCACCACCUCCUAUGUUUAAUCUACCCCCUAUUACUAUCAAAAGAAGGCAGAACCUUGAUCGCAGUAGAAGUCCUGGAUGGGACAAGAAAAGAAGUUUAAGUAGGAGCCCUACAAGAGAUUCUGAUAGAAGUCGAAAUAGACCUAGAAGUAGAAGUCCUAGCUGGAAUCGUAGCUUACCGAGUCAUGGAAGAAAGCAAAGUAGAUCUCCAGUGAGAAAACAAACAUUAAGUCCAGUAUCUCCAAUGUCCCAAGGAGAACAUAGAAGUCCAGGUGGUAGGAAAAGUCCUGUUAUUAAACGAACAUUUAAUUUGGAUGAUUUGAGUCCUGCAUUUAGGCGCAGGGUUAGUCCAAGUGCUAGGAAGAGAAGUAUCAGUCCAGGUAGAAGGAGAAGUCAAGGCAGGAGGAGUUCUAGUAGGAGAAGAAGUAUAAGUCCCGGUAGAAGACGAAGUAUAAGUCCUGGUAGAAGGCGAAGUAGGAGUCCUUUCAGAAGGAGAAGUCCUAUGGGGAGAAGAAGUAGUAGGAGCCCUGGUCGUAGAAGAAGUAGAAGUCCAAGAAGGCGAAGUCCAAGUCCUAGAGGUAGGAGAAGAAGUGUUAGUCCAAGAGGUAGAAAAAGGGGUCCUUCAUCAAGAAGCAGAAGUAGAGAAAGGAAAAUAAGGAGAAGCACUAGUAGGGAUAGAUCUUUUAGAGGUAGUCCAGGUAGGAGUCGACGAAGUUCAAGUCGAGACAGAAGUAGGAGACGAAGUAGGAGCCGGAGCAGAGAUCGUAGCAGAAGUCCUAGAAAGGCCAGUAGAAGUUUAUCAAUAUCCUCUGAUUCAGAUAUUGAUGGCCCAGCCAAUAAACGAUACUUUUCUUCUCCAUUAAGGUUACCCCGUGGUGAGAAGCAAAAUAUACCAAGAUACUAUGAUUACCCUCCCCCUCAGGGACCACCUCCUGAUUUCAAUGUCCCACCUUUCCUAGGUUUUGGUCCUGGUCCAGGCCCUCCACCUGGUACCUUCCCUCCAGGUUCACAGCCAGGAAUGGUGCCGGUAGGUCCUCCUGGUCCACCAAUGUUCACUGUGCCCCCGCCUGGUAUGGGACCACCAAUGGGCCCUCCACAAGGUUUCCCUUUUCCUCCACCAGGUGCACCUCCAGGCACUGUCUAUGCAAUGCCUGGCCCUCCCAAUUUAAGCCAGCCCCCUCCAAUUACCCCAGAGCCUGAUAUGGCACCUCCUGGGACAAUUGAGAUGCCUUUGAACAUACCAGUUCGAUCAAACCUUACUGAGAUAGUUAGUGAAGACUCAAAAGAUAAGCUUAAGAAAGAAUCAGAGCGCCCAAUAGAAGAGAAAAGGUCAAGAAGUAGGGAGAGACGAGAUAGAUCAAGAAGUAGGGAUAGACGAGACAGAUCACGAAGUAGAGAAAGAAGUAAAGAUAAAAGAGACGAAAGAAAAAGUGAAAAAUCUGGAUCAAGUAGUAAUAGAACUGUACUGCCACCAAAACCGAGACCAAAGGCAGAAGAUAUAGAAAUAAAGGCGAGUACAACAUCGAAUGAAAGAGUUAUUGUGAUAGGUGGAAAGACUACAAAGCUAUCUUCAUACUCCUCAAAGGAGGAGAAGAAGGAAGAUCCUGAAAAAGAGAAAACUAAAAUAUUGAAAGAAAAGGAAAGUAUGGUGACUAAAAUCAAAGCAUUAGAAACUGAAUUUAAUAAUUUGAAAAAGCAAGAGUUUGACUUAAGAAAAAGAAGUGGAAAGGAUAGCAAACCAGACCCAAUUUUAAUUGAGAAUAAAAAGCUGUUGGAAGAAAUAAAGAAAGAGAUUGUGAAAUUAAACAAACAAAAGAAUGACUUUGAGAGUAGACAUUCGGCUUUGUUAAAAAGAGAACAGACCACAAAGAGAGAGAUAAAGGUUACAGCAAAGAAAAUUCCGUCAAAAGAUGAAAAGGCGAAAGCAGGAGAUAAGAAAGAAAAAGAAGAGUUUAAGGUAGAGAAGGGCAAGCUGAUGAAACAUUAUUUCCAUGAUGUCGGCGACCACUGGUGUAAAGCAUGUAACUCUCUACAUCCAAACAUUCAGGACUAUAUGCAUCAUCUAGCCAGCUACAAACAUAAACAGACUCUACCAAGUGAUUUCCGACCUUGGAUGGACGGCUAUAAAGCUAAUGAUGGGAUGAUAAUAAACAAGAAAGGAAUUAGAGUGCCAUUACCAGGAAUUGAAUUCAUGAUGCCAGUGACGGCGUACUAUUGCCAACUGUGUAAGGUGUUUCUCGGUGAUGUUUCAUUUGGUGCGGACCACUUCAAGUGUGAAAGUCAUUACAUUAAUUACAAGAAAUACCUUGUUGAGAAUCCUAUCUAUGAGAAAAAGUUCAAAGAGGAGAGAGACAAAGUCUUAAAUGCAAACAAAGCUUCAAAGAAACAAGAGCAGGAUAAAAAAGAGCAAAAAACAAAGGAGCAGACAAAACAGAAAAACACUGACAAAGAUGCAAGAGUAAGGGCAAAUGAGAAAAAAUGGAACAAAAGUGUAGAUGAUUUGGACGAUGUCAGUUCUGGAUCUAAAACGCAAGAUAGAAACAAGAGUCAGAUAAAACUAAGUCUAAAAGACCAGAAUCAGAAGAGUGAGACUGGUGAGAAAGGAUUUGGGAAGUUUAAUUGGAACAAAGACAAAAAAAGUGAAGAGCAAAAAAAUGGUGAGAAAACGCCAGAAGCUAAUCAGGAGAAAGGGAAGAUUAACUUCAAUAUUAGUCUGAGUGGUAAAACGUUAGUGGGUAAAACUGGUGCCCAGAAGAAAAAUCCUUUGUUACCACCAUGGCAGCCAGUAGGGAAGAAGACUGAGACACAAGGAAAACCUGGUGAAGCAGCAAAUUUGGACCAAUUUCUUACAACAAACUCUGGUGAAGGAAAAAUACCUGUUAUAACUGAAAAGAAAAAAAUAAGUGCAAAAGAAAUCCUUGAAGCUUUUAGUGGAAAAUACAAAGACAAAGAAGUACCUACUGUUCUUAAUGAAGCAGAUCAAGCAAAAGCAACUGUUAAGAAAACUGAAGACAAAGCAAAUGCUACUGAGAAGAAAAAUCAAACUGUGAAAACAAAACAAGAAAUCAAAGAGGAGAAAGAUAAGACAAUGAUGGGAAUUGAUCCAGAAAGUGAAGUUCCCUUGGCAGAGAAGAUACCACCACCACCAGUAUCACAAAAUGUUCCUCUCCCUGAUCAAAAACCUAGUGCAACUGUUGAUGAAACUGAUGUACAUAAAGUUUUCAAUUCAGAAACGACAGAUGAAAAUGAAAAACCUGUAUUGGAAACAGUAACUGUUUCAGAAAUAGCUCUUCCUUCUUCUGUUAAGGAUGAAAAAAUCCUGAGACCAGAGCCAGAAAAGGAGACAGAAUAUGCAAAAGAAAAAUCUCCAGAAAAAAUAGUAGAGCCAGGAGAGUCUAAAGCAACUGAAGUAAAAAGUGAUGUUGUUGAGCAAAAGGCAGACUUAACAGCUGAAACCGUUAGUAGUCUAGAGUCAGAUAAAGUGAUUAAAGUUAAGUCAGAUUCUACAAGUGAACUUGAAACAGAGCAAAAAGAACCAAAGGUAGAAAAUGAUGUUGAAAUGAAGGAAGAGAAAAAGGAACAUAAAGCUGAAACUCUUGAAACAGAAACUGUUACUAAAGUAGAAAAUACUGAAACUUUUGCAACAGAAACUGUCACUGAACUAAAAACUGUUGAAGAAGUUAAGGAAUCUGUACCAAUGGAAAUUGAAGAUGAAAAGAAACAACAGCCUGAUUCAGAAAAUGUUGAAUGUAAGAAUGAAAGUGUAAUUGAUGAUAUUGAUGAAAAAGCUUCAGAAAAAAGAUUAAUUGAGGAUGACAGCAGCAAAAUGGAAGCAAAGACUGAUGAUUCAGACACUGAAAUAGAUGAGCCCGUAAGCCCUGUUCCAACAACUAGAGGGAGAGGUCGUGGACGUGGGAAGAAAAGGGGAGGAGGUAGAGGACGUGGACGUGGUAAAGCUAAAGCAACACCUGCAAGGUCCACCAGAUCAACACGAUCAACAAAAGCUGAAAUAGUCCCUGAAGAAACUGUGGAGCCGGAGAGAACCUAUAGUGAUUUUGAUAAAGUUGAUAAUAGUGAAACUAUUGAUAAUAAUAAAACUAAUAAAGAUUUAGAAUUAAAUUCUAGUGUUCAGGUUGCUAAAACUACAGGUGGUAAGAAUAAGAAAUCCUCCAGUCCAAGGACCAGGAAAACAUCAAUAAAAUCUGACACUGCAAAGGCGGACCUUGAAGAAGCAUCGGACAAGGAGGAUGCCCAGAGUGAGACAAGUGGAGUGAGUAUGCACAUGGACAGUGACUUUGAGGUUGUUGAUGACCUUGAAGAUAUGGAAGUGUUGGACGAAGCCUCGUAAAACAAUUAGAUCAUCGGGGGAAAAACACACAGACUGCUUUUGAUUUUAUAACUUUUUCAUUGAAAUGUGUUAAAGAAUGAAUAAAGUCUUAAGUAAUUAAUCCAUUGCAUACGUUUAUAAAACAUACAGUUUUAGAAUGCUGUGUUUAAGUUUUAAUUUGCAAGUGUGAGAAUUCUAUUUGACGGGAGCAAAACAGAAGAUGCGAAGGAGAUAAUUGAGAGAAUAUUGAGAUCAGAAAUAUUGACUCAAAUACUGAUGUGCUAUAUUCAACUUACAUUAUAAUUUGUAGUAACAGAUUUAUAACAAAGUUUCAGGCAAGUGAUUUUAAUCUUUCAAUGCCCGGCUGAAAAAGAAAUUAAAAAGUAAAACCUUUCGAUGAUUAUUUUUAUGAAAUGCUUCGAAAUUUCAUACUCUGAGAUAAAUACUCAAUGGCAUAACUCGGAAAUUGUGUUUAGAAAGGACUUGUGUGUUUUAUACAUGUGAAAUGUGUUGUAUAUUUAACUGUACCCCUGGUUUUAUAUCCGGUUUUCCAAAUCUAAAUCUAGCAUUGAAGGAAAGACUUCGGGAGAGGAGUUGUGAAAACAGGAGAUGUUUUCUAUAUUUGCUGACGAAGAAGUAUAUCACACUGCCGCUGUGACUGCAAUGUCAUGUUUUGUCAAAAUUCUUCGGAGCUUUGCAAAGUAGCAUUUUGUACAGAUUCCGAAAAUUUUUCAUGAAAAAUAAACUGUUGUGAAUUCUUAUUGACUUUGUUGGUAAAAUAUAUAUGAAGAAUGGGGAAAAAUACAUGUAAUAUUUAAAAAAAACUUUUUAUGUUAAGAUAUACAUUUCAGGGGUUUAAUAUUUCUUCAUACAAUACAUGUAUACAUUUCUGUAUAAUAUAUAAUUGAUUGCUUGUCUAAAUGACAUCUUAGUGGAUGUACAUGUAUUUCUCCUUUUAUUUGAAAAUGCAUGUUUAAAAACCUGCCUUUUUAGUAAGCUUUUCAGUAUCAUCAAAGUUAUUAUUUUUCGUGAAAAAAUCGCCAUAGUAAAUAAUGGUGGAGUGAAAGUUUAGGAAGUAAAAUAGGAAUCGUCAUAAAAAUCACAAUAAAAGAAUAUUUUAAUGUUUAUAUAUAAAUAAAGAAAAUGAUCAAAAAAAUAGCAAGUGCUUGAAUUGCGGAAGAUGUUGUAUACCUAGGAAUUUGUGUGUUGCCUUGGAAAUGGAGGGAAACUAGUGGACUGACGAUCUCUCCGAUUGACAGCGUUUCAUGUGGAGAUGGGAGACCAGGGGAUUAAUCGACACUAGAAUGGACAUGAAGUUUUGUGAAAAAGCUGUUUGUGUUGUAUGAUUAAUGAUUUAGUUGUGGUUGUUUUGUCUAACUUGAUUCAGUAUGUUUUCAAAACAUCUACUGUGUUCUCUGUUUGGCUUACUUGUAGAAAUUAUACCUAUAAAAUAUUGUAUUGUCAUUUGAACUUCGGUAUACAUUUAGUGCAAAGUAGCCAUGUGACCUAUAAUUGUGUCUGUGUGACAUUAAACCCAACAGAACAAAUACAUCUAGUGCCUUGUGUAUUAAGAUUUAAGCAGAAAUUUGGAUUUAAGUUCAAACAUAAUACAUUUUCAAUUUUGAGCAUCUCUCUCUUCCAAUAUUUGGUGAAUCAAACCUCCUGUGUGUUUGUUUAGGAUUUUAGACUGAUCAUUGCUUUUAUUGAAAUAUAUAGUGGCUGCUUAAUCUAAAAGGGAGGUUUAGAACACAGUAGAUACUUACAUUAAUGAAAUAAUUGAAUUUUAUGUAUUUCAUGUGUUGCAAUUUUAUAUUGUUUAGAAUGUUCACUUGUUAACAAUUUCAUGACAGUUUUACAUUGAUUUAUGGCAUGCUUUUAACUUUGGGGAAAACCUGAAGUAAUAAAAACAUGGGAAAUAACAUUGAAAUACAUGGGAAAUAAUUCCUGGAUUGGUUUAAACCUGCAGUAAUACUGGGUAGAUAGAAAGUGCAAAUAAUUGGUGCUUUUAGUGUAGCAUUUUUGUGUCUCUCUUUUAAAGUGGGAUGUGAUGUGAAGAUUUUAGUUACUGUUGUUUCGGGCUUUAAACAGAUUGCAACCAAUGGGGGAAUGGAUACUUUUCAUAUUUCAGGAUUUCCAUUAUUUGAUAUCACCUACAUGCUGUUUCUUGUUGAUAGCCCUUAUAUAUAGUGACACAAAUUUCAAAAAGUAAAUAAAACUGUUUAAAAGUAAAAUAUUGUAACUGCAAAAUAAUUCUUGUUCAGAGAACUGUUUCUGGGAAAAAAGUAUCAUUUCAGCCUUUUUUGAGGGCAUGUUGAAAAAGAGGUAAAGAUUAAGUACUACAUAACAUUAAUGGGAUAAAAAAAAAUUUACAGGAAAAUAUGUUUUGGUUUAAAGUUUUCUUCAUAUAUUUGUUGUAAAUCAUGGUGAAUUAUUUGUAAGGCUGUUAAUAUUUUGUAGUUUAGAAUAAAAUCUAGUGUUAAAUGUG